UAACUCUUGAUACAUUUACUAAGUAAUAAUUAACUAACAUAAUCUUGUUGACAAUGGGGAAAGUGAAAGAGUGGAAGGAGAAUUAAGGGAAAUGAAUUAGGUUUUGAUUAAGGUGGUAACUCAAUUGCAUUUCUACUAUUUAUUUUCUCGAGUUAUCAUCAUCAUUGAUAGAUUACAAUUUAAUCCACAUAUUUUUUAUAUGUGAAGAAAAUCUCUUGGUGGGGCGGGUAUGGGUAUGGGUAUGGAGCGGGGGAGGCUAAAACCAUACCCGCCCCAUACCUAUCAAACUUUUUGCGGGUUUUACCCAUACCCGGUCAGCGGGGAUUCCCCGCGUUAACUGGGUCGAGGGCGGGGUACCCGCGACCAUGGGUUUGAUUGCCAUCCCUACCCAUGAGUACCCGUUGUAGAAUUUCUUCAUCCCAAGUCUCAUCCCGUAAAAAAAAUUACGGGUAUACCGUAUAUGGGUACCGUAACCCUCAAAAAAUGGGACGGAUACGGGUAUACCCAAAUACCCGUUUCUUGUUGCCCACCCCUAUCAGAUGACACACUCCAUGUCUCAUCUUCACUCCUGACCCUCAUUAAUCCCAACAUGUAUCUCAACACCCAAACAAUAAGGGUUUUGUGCAAUAAAAUUGAAAACCACAUUUAUCAUCCACAAUAGGAAUCGCAUAAUGAGAUAGAACACCAUUCUGACAUUCUGGAUGUUUGUAAGUGAAAUCUGUGAUCAUAUCACUAUCUUGUACUGUUUCGUCAUUACGAUGUAUACUCAGAACUAGAUUCUUGCAAAAUUGGUGGUAAAAUUAAAAAAAAUUGUGAAAUUAACCUGCAAAUAGACUCAUAGAUAUAUGAUACAUGCACUUUGAUCUUCAUCAUCAAUUGAACUAAUUCAUCAAGGGUAUCCUAUUGAAGUGAAUUCUAAAGGAAGGGGAGUGGAUUAUGUUAUAGAGGGAGAGUUUCAAUUAAAAGAUUGACGGACAGGGAGAGAAGAGAAGGAUGAAACUCAAUUUCUUUCCUUCAAAUAUCAUAUGAGUAUGUAAUUGGAAUCCCUAUAGGGUUUAACGUUUGUAGUUUUCUUCACACAAGGUUGUUCAUCUCUUGUGUGUAAUCUGGAAGUCCAUGAAUUUGGUGGCCUUUGAAGGGCAACAGGGUUCAUUCAGUGUGUUGGAUAGGCACUUUAAAUUUCAAGUUGAGGAGUGGGUGGCUACUCUCCCUAACAGUGACGUGUCAGUCUCUACCGCUCCGGUGGAACAGGUUGGGUAGUCGGAAGCUUUGUCGGGAGAGUUCGUGUGUUUGUUUGAUGGGGCGGUCUAUCAUGAUUCACAUGGUUCGGAGGGCUUCAUGCUUCGGGAUGUUGCCGGUAUGGUCGUGAUGGCCAAAGGAGCAAGUUAAUGAUGGCGUGGUGGAUCCAAUGUUGGUGGAGUUGCAGGCUUUCCGUGAUGCGAUGGUGUGGGGGGUAGGGUUUCAUUAUGCCGGGUUCUUCGGGGAUGUCAAGGUGGUGAUUGACAAAGUAAACGCCAGGAUCAGUAAGGAAGCGAAGGCCGGGGAAAUUUUUCAGGAAGUUCGCCUGCUUCUUGAUGCUUACUCGGGGUUUAGUGAUAAGUUUUUAGGUACACAGAAGAAUAGGGUGGCUCAUUUGGUGGCCAAGAAGGCCAUAUAUUUGUUUCCAACAGGGGGUGAUGGCUUUGAUUUCCGAGUGUGGUUGUGCUCGGAAGUCCGGCUGAUGUAACUUUGUUAUUCUUGACAAUACCAGCGAUCUUUUUCUUAAAAAAAAAAAAUAGAGUGGUUUGUAGUGACUAAAGCCACCUUGACAUUUGAACAUUAGAUCCCCAAAUUGAAAACUAUUGUUGCUUGAAGCCCUCAUCCACUGAUGUGGAUAGUAGGGGUGGCUAUUUGGACCGAGACCGGAUUAAAAACCAGAAACCGGACCGUAUAACCUGGACCGGGACCGGAUAGUAUACAAUUCAAUCCAAUCUUUGGGUUUAGAUUUGAGGUAAAAAAAACCGGAUAAAGACCGGAUAAGAGAGCUCAACACCCAAAACUUAAGGGUAAUUUGCAUAAACGGUCACAAACCUUUGCACUUAGUACAAAACUUAACUAACUCCUCACCCUUUAAGGCCUUAGGCCACUCAAAUCCCACAAUCUCAAUGUAAAAUCAAGACAGAAUUGGGACCGGACCGGAUCAAGACCGGACUGUAUCCAAUCCAAUCUUCGGUCCUUAUAUUUUCAAAAAGACCGGACUGGACCGGAUCAAUUUAGGCCAAUUUAACCGAACCGGAUCGUGUAACCACCCCUAGUGGAUAGGUUGAAAUGAAAUCUACCGCUAUGA
Messenger RNA from Linum trigynum, 2326 nucleotides. Lineage: Eukaryota; Viridiplantae; Streptophyta; Magnoliopsida; Malpighiales; Linaceae. The record is from the annotation of a GenBank genome assembly.